AGAAAUGGAGAUAAUCAACCUGUAUUGCACAGUUUCGUCCAAGCAACACUCGUGGAGACGAGCAACUUUCUCGCGAUCCUCAUGCACAUCGAAACCACAACAACGUUAUGAAUUAAAAAACGAACAACAUCGAGAUGCGCUUACUGGUUUUGGCAAGUGUCGCGAUACUAGCAAGAGCUCAGCCCUUUUGGAAAUGCUGCGACUUCGGGGAAGUCUUCAAUCCUAAUAGCUACCAGUGUGACGAAGACCUCACCAAGAGGCUAGAAGUGAUGACCAACUUCACCAACUUCAUGGCAGAAGGAGUGGACGGGACUUGUUUUGAAGCUACACAGGACGGAAUCAUUACCCUCCAGCUGCUAUGGGGCAAGAUCAUCCCUAAAGCUUUAACCAUAGGCAACUUUUUCCCCAAGUGCUGUCCGCUGGGCUACUUCUACAACUCCCAGCUGCAUUCGUGUGCCACCAAAGAAGAUUUCCAGCACGACUUCGUCCAGGGAAGGGUCGUGAAAGUCGGUCUGCCCCAUUGUAAGCUCAUCGUCGACAAUCCUGAUCCUGUAGAUCCUGACGCCGAUUAUUGCCUGGACGAAGAUUCCCAGGGAAAACUGAUUAGGAGAGAGUGCAGAAAGGACAGGAAUAUUUGCGAGAAGCAGCGCUGCGUGAAGAAGUGCUGUCCUGACGGGAAGAGUUUUGUUGGUGGAGAUCACUGCUUGGAUACUUACUCCAAUGGGGUGAACAUGAGUUUUUCAACUGUUAUUCACGAUCCGAAAGCACCAUUUGCACUGAUAUCUAACCGGACAUGUAGUAGAAUUUUCUUAAUGAGUGAAGAACGGUACAUUUUCAAUUUACUGAAAAAUGGAGUCUUCAGGUUCUACCAGAAUAUCACAGAAUCUUUUGUAGAGGAAGGACUUGAUGCACCGAAUUCCUAUUGCAUUGAACAUUCCAACAGCCCCAAAGGGAUGGGGUUUUUCUUCUUCAAAUGCUUUCCUGAUUUAAAGAUCGAGGAAAAAUUCGUAUACACGAAGUGGUCCAAAAUACUGUCGUGCGUUUUUCUGGUGCUGACCAUUCUGAUCUACCUGUUGCUGGGUGAAACGAGAAACCUCUUCGGGAAGAUCCUGAUCAACUAUUGUGUUGGCACGCUCUUAUUGUUUUUGCUUCUGAUCUACGUCCACACCGAUUUGGAACCGAAUGAUUCUUUCUGCAUAUUGCUGGGAUAUAGUUUGAUAUUCUUUUCCACCGCCCUGUUUGCUUGGCUGAACGUGAUGUGCUGUGACAUAUGGCUCACAUUCGGGUGAGUCGAAUUAACUUUUG
Leptinotarsa decemlineata (Colorado potato beetle) is the source of this 1305-nucleotide messenger RNA. RefSeq names its product G-protein coupled receptor Mth2. Gene Ontology annotation, biological process: cell surface receptor signaling pathway; G protein-coupled receptor signaling pathway. Gene Ontology annotation, cellular component: plasma membrane. NCBI's taxonomy places the organism in Eukaryota, Metazoa, Arthropoda, Insecta, Coleoptera, Chrysomelidae. Gene Ontology annotation, molecular function: G protein-coupled peptide receptor activity. The record is from RefSeq and is a predicted model, not a curated record.